Messenger RNA from Penicillium paradoxum, 267 nucleotides. RefSeq lists its product as uncharacterized. NCBI's taxonomy places the organism in Eukaryota, Fungi, Ascomycota, Eurotiomycetes, Eurotiales, Aspergillaceae. The record is from RefSeq and is a predicted model, not a curated record. Bases 1 to 267 code for a protein of 88 amino acids. The transcript has 2 exons.
AUGUUGAUGCCUGAUAUCACAAGUGCCGGAGAACCUGGAGCCAGCGACAUGAUCGGUGGGUUGAUGACCUCUGUCGGAAUUGGAGGCGGGUUCGGUGCUAGAAGCACCAGGGUAACGACCGCAGUGAUGAAAGCUGCCACGGCCUCCAUCAUGACCCUGAGAUUUGGUAUCUCAGACGAGAUAUCCCGUGGUAUCAUCACAAGGAAAAUUUGCCAGCAAGUGGGGGACAGGAACAUGUUAUCUGAACGUGGUCUCUCCAACUCCUAA